This is a messenger RNA of Metopolophium dirhodum (rose-grain aphid), 7507 nucleotides long. RefSeq names its product serine/arginine repetitive matrix protein 1-like. The transcript is spliced from 9 exons. The coding region runs from base 305 to 2932 and encodes 875 amino acids. Lineage: Eukaryota; Metazoa; Arthropoda; Insecta; Hemiptera; Aphididae. The record is from RefSeq and is a predicted model, not a curated record.
UAAUUUGUAUGUACUAUGUACAAUAUGUAGGUAUGUUUGUUAAUUUGUUUUUCUAUUGACUUUUAUUUAGUCCUGGCGACCUGGCCUCCUGGGAGACGGGAGUUUGUGUAAAAAACUAAAAACUUUGUGUUGUUAAUUGUUUUAUUACAAUCUCUUCUUUAUUAUUACAUAUAUUUUUUUCGUAAUUCCUGCGGUGUGCAAAUUGUAUCUUUAAGUGACAUGUUUCAAUCAUUUUAGUUUCUUACUUGUCUAUUGGUUAGAAUAUACAUAAACAUUAAUUAUUGAAGAGAUCAAUAAAAGAAAAAUGGACUAUAAUAGUAUUGAUGAUGAUGAUGUUGAAAAAUUACGCCUUGCUGCACUUAUGACAUUCAAAAAAAAAUCUAAUUUGCCUAUAAAUGCAAUAAGUAGUACAUCUGGAGAAUUUAAUAAAUUUGCAAAUGGUAACUCAUAUAAUAAUCCUGCAAGAAGUAAUAAUAGAGGACGCUGCUUUCCAGUGCCAAAUAGAUCAUAUAAUAAACGCACUUACGCUAAUGUUGGUUUUCGAAGACCAACUCAUGCAAACAACAAUUUGAUUGCAAUUAUACCAAUGGAUAGUGAAGGUGAUUCGCUGAAUGAUUCAAUAUCCAAGAAUUUAUCUAAAAAUAGUAAUUCAAAACAUAUAUAUACUUCCGAUUCCACCAAAUUAACCAAUUUUCAGGAUUUAAACAAUGAAGUUUCUACUAAAUUUAGCAGAUUAGAAAAUGAAUCUGGUUCUGAAGAAAGUGAUGAUAGUGAAGCAGAAGAUGGAAAAGACGAUUCAGAUGAUGGAGAUGUCUUAUUAUUGGGUGAAGAAGAUGAAGAUUUAGAUGAUCUUGAUAAACUAAUGGAUAUUAUGGAAGCUGAAAUUGCUGGUGGAGAUGUUAAAUCAUCUAAAAAAGAAAAGAAAAGUUUAAAACAUAAAAAUAAAAAAGAUAAGGGUACACUAAAAAAUAAAUUGGAUGCCAAGACUAAAAUAGAUGAACUUCCUAUACUCAUAAAUCAACCCAAGAUUAUUGAAGAUUCCAAACCUCAGUUAAAUCCACCUGAAGAAGAAUUAGAAUCUAUAAAAACUUUAGAAGAAAUUAGAAACUCUUCAUCACAAUCUAGUUUGUUGAAAUCACGUGUACCUUUGAGAUCUCCAUCGCCGCCUCUUAGAAAAAGAUCGAUGUCUCCUUAUAGUAAACUUCAAAAAAGGUCACCAUUAUCAAGAUCACCACGAAGAAGAUCUCCUUCUCUAGACAGAUAUAGAUAUUCACCACUACGAUCAAGGCCCUAUCGUAGGUCUUUAUCACCAAGAAGAUCACCUAGACGUUUGUCACCGCUAAGAGAAAAAAAUCUUUCUCCUAGACGAUAUUCACCUCUUAAAUCUCGUUAUCCCUACCGUACACCAUCUCCAAGAAGAAGGCGUAGAUCUGUAUCACGGGAUUUAUCACCUAGUAGAAGACGGUUAUCACCAUUAAGGAGAAGAAGUAGAUCUCCACUCAAAAUUAAAUCAAAAUCUAGAUCACCUAAGGUAAGACCAGCUGUUAGAAGAAGAUCACCUAGUCCAUUAAAAAAAGUGAUAAGGUCAAGACCAAUAUCUCCUCCUAAUAUUCGGCGUAAAGAUAAUAAAAUUAUGGAUGAUGAUCACUUAAAGAAAAGAGAAAAAAUUAAAUCUGUCGAUAAUCAAGUGGCAUCAAGGCCAAUAGAUCCAGUUUUAGAAGCAAGAAAAAGAAAAUUUGAAUCCAACAAGCCAAUUGAACCAACCAGUAAAAAAAUUAUUUUGAAAAAAUCCAAUUCAGUUCAAGUAGCAAUUCAGACUGAAAAUAAAGAAACUCAAAAUGAAAAGAAAGAACCAGAAAUAAAACCAAAAACUACUCAUUUAACAAAGAAAGUAAAAAAAGUUGCACAUUCCUUCCAGGUUCCAAAAAAUAUUAGCAUAAAAAUGAAUAAUGAUUUGGAAACUGUACAUUUACGAAGAGUUGUAAAAGUAAAUACUUCUUCAGACAAAAUUUGUAAUAAAAAGCGACCCAGGAUCGUGUUUGGACAUGAAGAAAAAAAUGAAGCACUUAAUAAAGAAGUUGAUAAUUUUGAUAAACAUAAUGAGAAUAUUGCUAAACCAAAUAGCACUGUAACAAAAGUAUUACAUUCUGAAGCAGUGGAAGUAUCUAGUACAUCAGAAGAAGAGUUAUCAGAAGAAGAAGUAUCUGAGGAGGAAGUAUCUGAAGAAAACGUAGAUGAAGAAAGUGAAAAAGAAGAUGGACAAGAUUCCAGUGAUAGUUGCGAGGAAUAUAUUGAAGAGGAAGAAGAAGAAGAGAUUGAAGAACAUCAACAGGGAGUUGAUGAUCAAAAAGAAUCCUUGCAGCGUAAUGAUACAGUUGAUCUUAGAACAGAACUGAAACGAAGAAGAGCCCUUCGAUUAAAUAUGAUUCAAGGGGAAGUAAAGAAGAAACCAGAUUCAUUUUAUCCUGCCCGGUUAUUACAGUCAGCUAUAAGAGGUGUUGUUGGUUCAAGCAGUACUAAUGAAGUUAAAAGAAAAAAACAUUCGAAAAUACCAGAAAUUAGCAUAAAAACAGAAGGUAACUCAGAGGGACGAAGAGUAAUUGUAAUGAAUCGAGACAAAACAAGGACUGACAAUGUUCAUGAAGAUUAUAAUGAUGCAGUAGAAUCGUAUGCAAGUGUCAAACGUCUAAAGGGUAAAUUAAAGAAAGGACCGGCACGUUUGAGAACAACAAGUGUUAAUAACGAUAACACAAAUCAAAAAGGACUAAGGAAGAUCAUAAAGCGUAACAUUAAUGUUACAAAUUUCGAUCAGGUAUUUUAUGUCCUAAUCACAUGCAUUUUUAUCCUCUUGGUCAAUUUAUUAUAUGACAACUAUUUUGUUUCUAUUUUACUUUUUUGGUGUUCUCCAAAAUUCAAAUCAAUUGUAGUUUAGUUUAUUCUUUCUGAUUCAUAAUACCAAUUAAUUAAUUUUUAAUCAUAGAUGUAUAUUAUUUACAUUCCAUUCUUCAACAAUUAUAUUUUCUAGUUCCCGAUAAGCGCGAGCUAUUUAAAUGUUUUACACUUAAAUUAUCGUUUAAUUUUAUUGGUAAAUAUUACAUUUAAGACACAAAUAAGUGUGUUACAUACUUAAUAUAUUUAAGAUACUGAACUACUAGGAAAUUCUCAAAAUUAUAUUGAUUACCAUUGUGUACAAUAUAAAAAUCCAGUAUGACAAAGAACAUUUCUACCUUUAAAGAUAUUACUGUACAAAAUAAACCAAUUUCAAAAAAAUGUUUGUACAUAAAAAUUUGAAUUUAGAAUUGCUAAUUUUAUUGUCUGACAUACUAUUUUUUUUCAUUUGAUCUCUUCCACCAUAUGUGAGCUUGUUUUACCUGUAUUACUCCAAAUAAAAUAAAAUAUCUAUCUAAUCUGAGCAACUAUAACUUGAAGUAAAUAUAAUCACAAGCUACAUGGUUUAUACAAUAGUUAUAUUCCAAAAUGUCAAUUAUUUUUUAUUAAUAAAACUUGAUUAUUGACUUUAAAAUAUUUUUAACAUACACAACAUAAACUGUAUUUAAAGACAAAUAUAUGUUUAAUAAUAAAAAUUAUAUUUCUUCAAUUUUCAAUAUUUCUGGACAAUUUUGUUAUAAUAUUAGGUAUUUUCAAUGCAUUUUUUUUUUUAUAAAAUUAAACUAACAGAUAUUAAUAUUAUUUAAGUUCUCGAGUUAGAUACAUUUUUUGUGUGAAUUAUUCAUUUAUUUUUAAAUUUAAACAUAUUACUUAUUUUCUAAAGAGACUGAUUUUUCUUGAAUUCAUAAGACUGAUGAUAAUUUAAUUAAUUAUGCAACAUUAAUUUCUCAUGUUUCGUCAACUAUCUUAGAUUGAUUCAAAAUAGUUUUAAUUUUUAGACCAACAAUUAUGUACUUGAAGUAAAAUGAAAAAUGAAAAUUAUAUUUUUAAUUUCUUCUAUAGCUAUUUGUAUUUUAUAGAUUUCAUAUAGUUUUUGUUGGUAACUUCUACUUUUAAUUUAAAUAUAUUUUGAGUUUUAAGUACAAUAAAAUAGUAGAACAAUAAUUUGCAAAUUACUUUUUUCUUUUACUUAGGCUCGUAUUUUAUUUUAUAUGGUAAAGAUUUUACAUUUAACUAUUAAGUACUUUGUAUGACAGUAUCUAAAUAUUAAUUAUAACUAUUUUGACUGAACAAUUUAUAAUUCUUUUCUAUAGUUCAUUAACAUUAUUUAAUAUAUGUUUAUAUUAAUAGUUAAUUAUGAGAAAAAAAAUCCUAUUAAUUAUAUUUACUAUACUUAGUUUUUAAUAUUUAAUUAUUCCUUCCAAAUGUCCUGUUUAAAUAACAAUUUAUUGAUAAGUGAUUAAUGAAUACAAUAUUUUAGUUAUUUUAUCUUUAUAUCAAAAUGUAUAAUGGAACGGAGUGAAUGUUUUAUUUAAUAUUUUAAAAUUUGUUUUCAGUGUUGAUUAAAAAGUUUUAAUUUAUAAGUUAUAAAAAUAUUAAUUGCAUAAUAGUCAUGUUAUGUUGCUCAAGUGUUGCUUGUUAAGAUAAAAUAAGACUCAAAAAAUUAAAUUUUACAGCAAACUUCAAACAUAUUUCACUAUUACAAUAUUUCUUAUAACACAUUUUGAUGAGCAAUAGUUUUCAUGAAAUAAAAUAAUAAAAUAGAGUCUUCCGAUCUGUCAUUACUUCAUACUGUGUAUUUUUCAAAAAAAAUUGAUAAGAAAAAAUUAUUUUUAAGUCCAUUAACAAUCAAAAUAUCUAUUAAUAAGACAGAUUCCAUAAUUCCGGACCACUUGUUUAUUCAAAGUCUGGCAUCCUUUCUCUAAUGUUCAUGAUUUAAGUCAUGGGCCAUAUCCUUUGUUUGAUGACAAUAUAGUAUAUGGGCAAUAACCUUGUAUAUUUAAGCCAUGGAUAGAUUUAUAUCUUAUUCUUAAAGUUCAAGAUAUAAAUCAUUCAUUAUUUGCCCAAGGUCUAAACAAGCCGUUUUAAGAUUUGUUUCUAUCACAGCUGGGUACUCACUACACCGUGUCAAAUUUAUAAUUGAAUAUAUUUUAUUGUAAGUAACGUUUUAGCAAUGUUUUAAACAUACGGAGCACAAACGACACAAUGUAGUGUGAAACUCAGCUUAUGAGGACUUUAUACCUGCAUGUGUUUAACUUUGUUAAUUUUAAUAUUAGAGUUAAUUGAAAUAUUAUCUACAGGGCUGGGAUUUUAAUGCCCUAAAAAAAUACAAAAAUGAUUCAAAACUCAAAAAAAUGCAUUAUAAAAAUGACUUUAAAUUUAUAAAAAAAAAUAUAUUACAAGUGUAUUUUUAACCUAUUUAGAGGGGUUGAUAGGGUGAAUUAUAUCAAGAAAAACGACUUCACAGAAAUAAUUUUCAGGCCAUGUAGAAUUGUCCAAUUUUAAUAACAAUUUAUUUAUCUGAAAGAAGACUUCCUAAGGCCGCAUCAAACUCCAAUUUUUAAUUUUAUUUCAAAUAAUGGUAUUAUAUAAUUUGUAAAUUAAAACACUUAAAAUUGUAUUAUUUUUGAAGACAUAUUAGAAAGUUUGAGAUUAAAAUAUUGAAAUACGAAGUUUGAUGCGGCCCGUAUAAUAUUACCAUCAAUUAGUCUAAAAAAAAAUUUCCAAACUUGGUUGAUUUCACAGAACAGAAUUAUUAUUCCCGUAGAGCGUUUUUUUGUUUACAAAAUUACAUUGGUACCGAGCACUUUAAAUAAGUUUUAGUAGUUUUAAGUAUAAAUUUAAAAAAAAGUUGUACAGACAGCUAGAUCUCACCGAUUUUUACUGGUGACGUCACCAACUCGCUACCUAGGUUUUGGCAUUUCAACUAUUGUUUAAUAAUAUAAUACAAAUUAUGAGUACCUACUUAAAUAAUCUGUUUUAUUUAAUUAAAAAUCAUGUUGGUAUGUAAGAAUCUUAUUUUAACAUUUUAUUUUUGUAUUUUGUACCUAAAAACUCAUAAAAAAGCUCCAAAAACUCUAAAAUGCCCUAAAAAAUUAAGAAAAUGAAAUAAAAACUAAAAAAAUGUCAAAUAAACUUUCAUAUUUUUAUUCAAAAGUGCAUCAAAAACAUUUGUGACAAUAAGUUUUGGAAAACAAUGCAUUGAAAUCCUAGCCCUAAUUAUCUACUAGGACACAAAGUAAACUGGAGGCAACACAUGAGCAAAUAAUAGUUUCUUAAACUCUUAACUGUGUUUAUUAUUUAUUUAUGGCUAUGUAAUGUAUACCAAUCAGGUGAGCAGAGGUAUAUAAAUAAUACUUAAAAAAUAAAAUCACAAUUAACUUAUAUGUUAUAUAAACUUAUAUUAAUUAAAUAAACAUUUAAAAACAUCAAACAAUAUUAUAAACUUAAUAGUCUUAGGCAUUUUAAUCAACACUGUAAUGUUAAAAAUAUUUUCUUAUAUUAAAACAAAUAAUACUACUUUUUUAUUUAUGAUAUUUUGUAGUUUCGUAUGAUUGGUUUAUAUCUAAUGUACUAACAUUGAACAAAAAGUAUCAAAUUAGUUCAUAAUUUAUAUUAUAUUUAUGAAAUUAUGUGAUGAUAAUGAUAACAAAUUAUGUUAAUUUGAUAAUUAUAAAUUACAUUACUUUUGUGAACGAUUAAAUAUAUUAUGUCCAUUUUACAAAACAGUCUGUAUAUUUAAUCAUAGUUAUUUAAACUUAAAAGCUUAAACAUUUUUUAAUAUAUAUAUUUUAAAAUUGUUUAUUCUAAGAAUGUAAUAUAUCAUUUAUUACUAUUAAUUGUUUGAUUUCCUGUCAUAAAAGAAUAUUUAAUAUUCUAAUUCUAAUUUUAUAUCAGUUGUUAUAUAAAAUGAAAUGUAAUAUUUUGAAAAAACAAUUUAAUUUAUAUUUAUUAUUUAUUAGUCAUAAUAAUUUUUAUAGAUGUUAUUAUAUUUUAUUUAAUAUUUGUUGUGAUUACUUAAGAAUUCUUACAAUUAGUAUUGUUAUAUAAUUUUUGUUUGCCCUAUUUUUACUCUUUAAUAUUUAUUCUCAUCAAUCUUCUUUUUUUUCCUUUUUUUAUUACAUGUAAUAAUAAUAUUUCUUGUGUGAUCUAAAGUAUAUGCUAAAUUUAUAAUUUUAAUAUUUUCUAAUAAUUAUAUUCUUAUUAAUAGGGCUUACAAAUAUGAAUUGUAUGUUUUUAUUUUGUAAAACGGACAUAUUGUAAACAAAAAUUGUAUUGUAGUUAUUUGUAUUUUGUUCACUCCGUUUCGUGUUUGUUAAACCGUUUUCAAAUCUGUAACGUAUUGAGAGUAAGCGAACCGAAUGUUGUCAAUUUUUAACCGAAAUAUGAAUUUUUAUAUUUUGUCACAGAUGUAGGUAUCCAAAAGCAUUUUCUACAACAAAACAACACCAGCGGCAUUUUAUUAUUAUAAAAAAAAAUAACAUUUUCAACUUGGAUGACUAUCAAACUUGUGACAACUUAAAAUGUUUUGUUGUUGCGUUUAAAUGUUAACAUUAUUAUUAUUAUUAUUAUUAUUAUUAUGUAUACAACUUCCAUACAUACCUAGUUUGUGUAUUUG